ACGCCCCACCUCGUCUUCCUCCCGUCCCGUCUCUGCACUGCACUGAAUCGAGUAGUGGCGGAAUAUUUUUCUUUUCCACGCGCUGCUACGGCCACCCGAGCUCACGCGCUGCUGAGGCUGCUAGUGGAGUUGUCCUCAAGGAAGGCGGGGGAGGAAGAGGAGGAGGAGGGCGGGCGCUCCCCCAAUGGUGGCGGAGUCCUGAAGGCUCAGGAGAUGAUACGGUACCAGGUGCGGAACGAGUACGGGCUGGCGGAUCCGGCGCUGUACGCGCCGGAGGAGGAGGAGGAUGACCCGGAGGCGCUGCUCGAGGGCGUCGCCAUGGCCGGCCUCGUCGGCCUGCUCCGCCAGCUCGGGGAUCUCGCCGAAUUCGCCGCAGAAAUAUUUCAUGACCUGCAUGAAGAUAUGAUGGCCACUGCUUCUAGAGGGCAUGGUUUGAUGCUUAGAUUGCAGCAGCUAGAGGCAGAAUUUCCUGCAGUUGAGAAGGCAAUCAUAGCACAGACUGACCAUUCAACUUACCUACAUGAUGAUGGUAUUGAGUGGCAUUCAAAUCUGCAGCUUAAUCAGAAUUUGAUCACGAUAGGAGAUAUGCCUCGUUUCAUUUUGGAUUCAUAUGAAGAAUGUCGUGGCCCACCACAUUUAUUCACGUUGGAUAAGUUCGAUGUUGCUGGUGCUGGGGCCUCCUUAAAACGAUAUUCAGACCCAUCUUUCUUUAAGAUGGGACAGACCUCCAACAUGAUUGAGCCGGAUUACUUAAGAGAGAAAAAGCCCCGUAGGAUAAAGAAAAAGGCUAUGCGAAGGAAAGGGGAAACACUCGAAUCAUUGCUUAUUGCGAACUCUGAGUCUCAAAUUACGUCAUCAAAGGAUCGAUCUUCUAGAAAAGUUCCACCAAGGACAACAAAACUGAAAUCCAGGCAUUUACGGGAUUCUUACAAUAAAACUAUAAGCAGAAUCUGCAGGGAACAAUUGCAAGAAGUAAUUUCAUCACAACAGAUGAUCUUGUCAAAUUAUUCUGCAAGGAACUUCCAUGCAAAAUUUAGGUCAACUGACUCAAGUGAAAUAAUAUCUUCAUUUGGAGAAUUAGACAAUUUCAGUGCCCCUGCUCAGUCUUUUAAUAAACAUGAACUGACGAAGGUUGUCCCAGUAGACGAAUCUGAUACUUUGGUGACUGCAUCUGCACCCAUUAAUGGGCCGAUUCAUCUUGAGAUAGAUGAUGGUCAAUUUCUGGCAACACAACAGGAACAUUUCGAAAUGGAACAGAUCUGCAAGGGAUCUCCAUUGCAGUCAGUGCAGGAAGAGAAACUUCAAUUGGCUGUAGUUCCUGUUUACCAUGACGAUGAUCCCUGCAGGCCUGAUGAUAUUGGUAGUGAUCAAGACAAGUUUAUUGACACCCUUAAUACAGAAUCAGAAGGUGAAGCCAAUCAUAGCAUGAAAAGUCAAAAGAAUCUCAGUGCCGAAAUGGAAGUGGAUAAUUUGAACUGUGAUGGCAAGGAAGCUGAAAGUGUGCUGGAUGUACAGUUUUCAGAACUAGGUCCUGCGGAAGACCUGUCAUCAGGGUUGAGCAAUCCAUGCAAUGACACAGAACCAACCCGUGCAGACUCAUUUCUGCUAAGUGACUCUUCUCCUUCUGCAGUGUCAGACACAAAAGAUACAGACUCUGAUUCAGAUUCUUGCAAACAAUUGAGUGGUGAUAAUUGGAUCAACGACAAAGAAUCUUGUAACGAUGUUGAUCUAAUGGAUGUCAGCUCAUCAUCCAGUGUGACCUCUGAUGACAAUGGUAACUUUGAAACUGACACUAAUCUCAAUGGCUGUGUACAAAACCAGGAGGUGUCUUUUCUCCCUUCCAACGAUUAUCAUGCUGGUGCUAUCCCUAGUUCUGAAAAACAGUUACCCCAGACAUCUAGUGGCUUGGAUGGUUUGGCUAGCAUUAGCAGUGAUUACCACGAAAUAGCAUAUCGCUCAGCAGAGGAUGGCCAAAAUAAUGUGGUAGAUGGUACUUCUACGAUAUCUGGACAACCCAAUGAUGUUUCACAUGCUGGUGGAGAAGUUGAAGUUCCACAUGCUGAUGAUUUGUUACUUCAGAGUAGCACACACAAUCAAGAACAAAUACAGUUGUCCAAGGAACCGUUUGAAGAAUGCACAUCUCUAGCUACAGUUGUCCAAGAAACAGAUACCAAAGUUGCAUCACUGCCAGACAUGGAUCCUGUUGUGCACAUGAAUGACUUGGAGUUCAACAAUGUUGCGCUUCCUGCAGAAAUUGAUACGCGUACAACACCAACUAGUUUGGAUCCUGAUGUUACCCACAAGCAUUCUGACAAGCUUGGUUCAGGAGUUAUACCUAUUCAUUCAAUCACAUCGGAUAAUCCAUCGCAUGGAUCAGAUCACAGUGAACUGGUUGAAGAAUUACACUGUUUACCAGAUGAAGAUCUAUAUAAGCAUAUCACAGAGGAUCAAGAAAUAGCUGCACUGGAAAAAGGGCCCUGUUCAGUUAGGCUCGACACACACAAAGAAGAUUCUAUGCAGGCGUCUGUUGUGCCCAUGCACGUCUCUAAUAUUCAGGUGAUCCCAGGACUUGCUGAAUCCGUACCUACUUUUCAAGAUGACACAGAAGCUCAUACAAGCGAGAUGCUGGAACAAUCUCCACGGGUAUUGAAUGAUGAUACAAAAUCAUCGUUGAUUGAUGUCCCAUCAGCUUCUAGUACUGCCCCUAUACUUGAUACCGUCAAAUCCUGCAUGGAAUACCAUGAAUCCAUUGAAACGGUAAAAAAUGUGGAGCACAGUGAAGUUCUGGUUGAUGCUGGGGUUGUAGAAGAAUCGACUACCGGCAGGUUUGAUGAUGACAUGAUACCUUCUGAUGAUGGUGCCAAACAUACCGAGAAAGCAGAGGUUGAUGCCGAGGUUGUAGAAGAAUCGACUACCGGCAGGUUUGAUGAUGACAUGAUACCUUCUGAAGAGGAGCAUGCUGAUGGUGCCAAACAUACCGAGAAAGCAGAGGUUCUGCCUACAAAUUCUAGUCAUGAUAUACCAUUGCAAUCCAGUCCUUUCAGGGAAGACAUUGAAGCAGUUGAAGCUACCUGUGAAAACCUUGGAUCACUAGAAGAGUCAAGAGGACAUAUCUUUAGAGAAAGUAUGCUGCAGACAGCCAAUCUUCCACAGCCUAUUGAAAUAGAAACGUCAGGCGGAACACUGGGUGGCAGUGAUGAUAUUCUAUAUGUUCCACCAUCGCAUUUUCCAGAAGAUUCUUGUCAAGAGGAAUUACCAGAAGAAACCACUCUAAUUGCUGAAGAAGUUCCAUUUCAGAGUGAUUUGGACAAGGAUGUUACAGUAAGCCCGAACAGUAACAUGGUGUGGGAGCAACUAUCAGAUGUCGAUCAAGACUUGGUGAGGGAGUUAUCUGCUCAAGAUUCUUUUGGCACAAACCCAUUUGUCGAUCCUGGGUACAUGGUGAGCUCUACUGAUCCUUUGCCCGGUAUGAGCUAUCAACCAUGUUGCUCUGAAGAAGAAGAUGAUUUUCUCUCAGAACUUCUAAUCCAGCAGUGUAACAUUCAAGCGAAAGAGAAUCUGUAUCCACUUGAUGAUUCUCUCUGGGAACCUGCAACUCCACCUGAUGAAGCACCAUUACCGUCAGAAGUCAUGACUGAACAGGACUUCAGAUCCUUGUGCCAUGAAUACCAUGAGAUUGAUUUUACUGCUGCCACAGAAGGCUUUGAUUAUAAACCAUCCUCAGAUUCUAACGAUAUUGCAAAUGAUUGUGUGGUCAGUGUAUUGGAUUCCCCUAGUUCUGUCUCUGUGCUGUCAGCGGAAUUAGACCAGGAAGUGGUUUGUUCUAAGCCGGAUUCUCAACUUGCUGAAUGUUCAUCUGCCAGGGAUAUAACAGGCGAGACAAUCGUGCCCUUAUCCGCCAUGAAAGUUCCUGAUGGUGAGAAACAGGCAGUGGAUUCUGACUUGAGAUCUCACGAGUCUUUCGGCGAUGAGAAAAAUCUUGAACUGGAUAUCUUUUCCAUUCCAGUGAAAUCAGAGCAGGAACAACGUCCCUUGCCUGAGGUUGUUCCAGUGAAAGAAGAGCAGGACCCCUGUGCUAACCUUCCUCCACAUGCUUUUAUAAAUGAAAAGGUAGGUGAAUUGGAUGCUCACUCGAGUAACUUGCCAGUGGAACCGUUGGUAGGAGCACGUGGCUUGGAUGGACUGGAUGUCCUUCCUUUAAGGAAACCUAUUCCAACUCAGGAAUCAGACUCACGUGUCUUAGAUGGACCUAACUCUCAAAGUGUUCCAUCGUCCUCAACGGAUAAGACAGUUGACGAUCUAGAUGUCCCUCCGAGGAUUGCUCUUGAAGCUGAGGAGUCAGAAGAUCAGUUUACAGGUGAAAAUGAUUCUCAGAUUGCUACAUCUUACGUUUGUGAGAAGACUGAAGAACCUGCUGGCCCUCCAAGCAAUGCUGUUCUUGUUGAAAAGGAGAAAGUUUGUGCUCCAAGUGAACUUGAUUCUCAAAUUGCUUCAUGUUCUUUGCCUAACAAGAAAAUAGACGAACUAGAUUGUCCUCCUUUGAGUGGUUCUGCAUUGAUAGAAAAUGAGUCGGAAGAUCAUAUCUCUGGUGUUCCUGAUUCUCAAAUUGCUCCAUAUUCUUCAGUAAAUGAUAAGAUUGUUGGACCAGGUGCUUCUACAUCAGUAAAUGAUACAGAGGCAGGGUGGGAAACUUGUCCGUCUCCUGAAUUGGAUCCUCAGUUUGCUCCAUGUCCCUUAAGUGAUUACAAUGUUGGUAGACUGGACGAGACUCCAUCAUGCAAUGUCCAAGUGGAAGCACAUAAUGGACCCUAUUACUCACCUGAAUUUGAUACCCGAAUUGCUCCAUAUUUUUCAGUAAAUGAUAAGAUUGAUGUACCAGGUGCUGCUACAUCAGUACAUGAUAUGGAGGUAGAGCAAGGGUGGGAAGCAUGCGCAUCCCCAGAAUUGGAUUCUCAAAUUGCUACGUGCCCGGCGAGUGAGGACAGGGUUGGUCAACUAGAUGGAUCUUCGUCAUGCAAUGUCCAAGUGGAAGUAGCCCGAACUCCAUAUUCUUCAGUAAAUGAUAGGAUUGAUGUACCAGGUGCUUCCACAUCAAUACAUGAUAUGGAGGUAGAGCAAGGGUGGGAAGCAUGUGCAUCCCCUGAAUUGGAUUCUCAAAUUGCUCCGUGUCCGAUGAGUGAGGACAGGGUUGGUGAACUAGAUGGAUCUUCGUCAUGCAAUGUCCAAGUGGAAGCAGAGAAUGCAUCCUAUUGCUCACCUGAAUCUGAUUCCCAAAUUGCACCGGGUUCUUUGAAUUCUAGCGCGCUAGCUGAGAGAUCAGCAGUGGCUUCUACUUCUGUCAUGCAUAGUACCAAGGAAAUCGAUCGGGUUUUUCCUGUUCCACCACACCCUGAACCGUUUCAAAGUGUGUGCAGUGAAGAUCCUCAGAAGCUACCCCCUCUUCCUCCUCUUCAGUGGAGGCUUGGAAGGCCUCGUUUGGGACUUCUGAGUAAAAAAGACCGUGUGCCUGAGCCUGCAAGCAGAACAACUUCCAUUUUGCCUGUAUCGAGUCAAGAUAUGGAUAAUGGCCUGGUUUCACUUGACAGAAUGGCAGAACCAAUAGCGUCAGUUUCCUCUCAAGAUAUCAAAGAGAGGUAUCAGAAUUCUGUGGUGGACAAUAGUGAUCAAAGGGUAGAAUCUGGAUUGCCAGGGGAACAUGACAGGCCAUUUUCAGAGGCUUGUGGGAACAUCAAGCAUCAGGGGCAUAUCACUUCAUCACCAUCGGAGGCUGAAGAACAUCUGAAUGACAGUGGGGCCACUGCACAUGUAAUUAACCAGCAAGAUCGUCAACAGCACCUCUUGUGUUCAGAUAUUUCAGACAUUGCUGAGCAUCUCAGUUCUACAGAUCCAGCUGCAUCUGAGGAUGACAAAACGGUGGAUGAUCACAAUGCUGCACGUAACGUGCAUUUCCACAAAGUGAGCUCUUCAACACCAGGGCAUGUUUCCGAAAAUGGUAGUUGCCAGCAAUCUCAGCACGGUGAAUCAUUAUCAGGGACUCCAGACAAUGAGGAGCAUAGUUCAAAUGCAUCAGAUGAGGAGAAGAAUCUGAAAGACCAGUCAAUCACAAGAGGAUUACCUUUAGACACAACAAAACAUACUGCAUCAGGCUCGGUGUUAGAAGAAGGCAAUAUCCAGGAGAGUCAGUUACCGGAACAAGAUGCGGAUAACCUCAAGGGUGGUCCGUCUGAAGGCCAGUCACAUACUGCAGAAGCAAUAGUAUCUGAAGAUUAUCCCCAUGGUGAUCAUAAUUUGGACACAGAGAAUAUACUUCAGCCAAACCCGUCGUGGCCUAGCAAUAUAAGUAAAUAUCUUGGUGACCUUGAUGAAGGCGGCUAUGCACACGCUGAGCAGCCACCAGUGAUGGGAUGGACUGUUGGACCUCAGAUGCUUCAUCCUAAUUAUGGAAUAUCAGCGGAAGGGAGCAGAUUUGAACCCGAGGUCACAGAUUAUCGGUUAACCAGAAAGCCAGUUUCAGUGAGAAAUAUCCCAAGAAAUCCACUUGUUGAUGCUGUUGCUGCUCAUGAUCGAAGCACGAUGCGCAAGGUUUCAGAACUUGCUCCCGCCACAGAUAAGCCAAACACCAAUGAUAAAAACUUGUGGCUAGAGCAGAUAAGGAACAAGGUUGGAGAACUUGCCCCCACCGCAGAUAAGCCAAAUACCAAUGACAAAAACUUGUGGCUUGAGCAAAUAAGAAACAAGACAUUUGACCUGAAACCAGUGGGUUCUGCUAAACCGACAUCCAUGAUAGCCCCUGCUAGAGCCUCUAGUGGAAACCUGAGAGUUGCUGCAAUAAUAGAGAAAGCAAAUGCCAUACGCCAGGCGGUGGGAAGUGAUGACGAAGACGACGAUAAUUGGAGUGACACAUAGAGCACCCAUUAUUUUGCCCUCCUGCUGUUUUUUCCUUGGCAGAAAGGUGCCAAACCAGCAAGAUCUUGGACAGGGUGCACAGCCAUGCCAUCUUAUGGUCCUAACAUUCUUAGCCUUGUCUCUCUCUUGUAUAUAUAGUAUAGGGAAAUGCCCAUAUGUUCAUGUUUUUUUGCCAUUCUUCUCUGCAUUCUUUUUGGCCUCACUGUGUGUAUACUUGCCUCCCCGGUCAGCAAAAGGCUGCCGAAGGUAGGCAUGUUCUUUGGAGACCAAUUUGUUCAGGUCUAAUGUAAAUCGUUCACCUCUCUUUUAAGUCUCAACCUUUGCUCGUAUUGUAGAUUUGUGGUAGAUUUAUCUUGAAAUGCAAAAUGGGUUAGCAUGCUGUGA
Molecule: messenger RNA, 7290 nt
Organism: Triticum dicoccoides
Lineage: Eukaryota; Viridiplantae; Streptophyta; Magnoliopsida; Poales; Poaceae
Product: SCAR-like protein 1
Exons: 11
Coding region: 214-6906 (2230 amino acids)
Biological process (GO): positive regulation of Arp2/3 complex-mediated actin nucleation; actin cytoskeleton organization
Cellular component (GO): cytoskeleton
Molecular function (GO): protein kinase A regulatory subunit binding; Arp2/3 complex binding
Source: RefSeq, a predicted model, not a curated record